CGAAUUCCGUAGAAAAAUUUUUUCCAGUACAGAAAACUGAAAAGGAUUCCCCGAAAACAAACAUUUUCUAGCAGCAGAGAAUCUUUGCAGAGGAGGAUAAACUCCAAUUCACCCUCUCUCUCUCUACAUCUCUCUCUCUCUUAUGUAAGGCAAGAAGCCUUAAGGGGUAAGAACUAAGAAGGGCUUCUGUCGAUAAGGUCAUGGCGAUCCCAGAAAAGCUUCUGAAAUUCAAGUAUCAUUUCAUCGCCGGAGCCGUUGUUUCGCUUGUGUUCUUGUUGCUGGUCCUCCUUGCUCCCAGAUUCGUAGAUGUGAUCGUUUACUUUUGGCCCCUUUUCCUCUCUACAGCCAUGUUUCUUACCGCCGCCGUCGUCUUUGGUUGGUUAUCUCCAAUAGAACAUGAAGUCUCCGGGGAGAAAGCCGGAGAAGGGAUCUUAGAUUACGUUGCCGGAAAACCGGAACGGGUGGAGGAAGCGGAAGAGGAAAUUGAUCAGGAGACCCCGAAAUCUGAGAAAUCUGAGAGUAAAGAAACGGGUUUCGAAUCUCGAGUUUCCGAUGAGUAGAAUCAAAACCCUAUUUCUCUUUCUUUAGAAUCAAAAUCCUAUUUCUCUUUUCUUUCUUUCUCUCGUUUUCUGUAACUCUAAUCUAAAUCUAAAUCUCUCUCUCCUUUUUUCUGUGUUUUCUGGUAUUCUAAGCAACUGCAAGUACUUGAUAAUGUAAAUUUCAGUAAUAAUAGUAUAAAUCGCCAUUAUUAAUUCUCAGAAGACAUUAAUGGCAGCUUCAUCACUA
Messenger RNA from Macadamia integrifolia, 786 nucleotides. RefSeq lists its product as uncharacterized. Lineage: Eukaryota; Viridiplantae; Streptophyta; Magnoliopsida; Proteales; Proteaceae. The transcript has a single exon. Bases 201 to 560 code for a protein of 119 amino acids. The record is from RefSeq and is a predicted model, not a curated record.